AUGGAACAAACCCGAGCAAUCAACGCGCUGGCACCUUUCCUCGCUCUGUCCAAGUCGGCCACUUCAGCUCGCGCAGCCGCUGAUCUGGUCACCCAAGCUACCUCGGCCGCUCACACAUAUGUCUUUGGCGAGCUUCUUCAGACACCAAACAUGCAGAACCUACGCAACGAUGCUCAAUACCGCAACUACUACACACUGCUCGAACUGUUCGCAUGGGGCACAUGGGCCGAAUACCAAGGUACGUUUUCUUCUCUGGUGAUCUUCGACACACAGCAGCGACUAACUCUACAAACAGCCCUCGCAUCAACACUGCCUCCACUGUCACCAGCCCAAGAACACAAGUUGCGCCUACUCACCCUGCUCACUCUCGCUGCAACCACCACAAACAACAACCCACUCACAUACACAAACCUCCAAUCCGCACUGUCGCUAGACUCGCCACUGGCCCUUGAACGCCUGGUCACAGAUGCCAUUUACGCAGACUUGCUCACCGCCACCCUGAACCCCGCUCAAGGCAUCGUUGCCAUCAGCAGUGUAGCCGCCCUCCGCGAUCUCAACCCAGGCAGUGUGACACGUAUGAUGGCUUCACUGGAUGCUUGGAGCGGUCGAUGCGAUGACGUGCUCAAGGAGCUUGAAGUCCAGAUGAAGAGUGUCAUGGAAGCUGCAGAGAGAAGAACAAACGAAGAAGCCAUGCGUGCAGAGCAAGUGCACAAGGCCGAGGCUGUUAGCAAGAAAAAUGAAGAUGCUGGAGACGAUGCUAUGGAGGUAGACGACGCCGGUCAGAAGCUGGGAGGAGGCAAGAAGAGAGGUCUCGGUGGUCUGGGCUUGAGAAAGAGAUAG
Molecule: messenger RNA, 840 nt
Organism: Aureobasidium musti
Lineage: Eukaryota; Fungi; Ascomycota; Dothideomycetes; Dothideales; Saccotheciaceae
Source: the annotation of a GenBank genome assembly